Messenger RNA from Arachis ipaensis, 1385 nucleotides. RefSeq names its product plastid transcriptionally active7 (gene PTAC7). Gene Ontology annotation, cellular component: plastid-encoded plastid RNA polymerase complex. Gene Ontology annotation, biological process: plastid transcription. The record is from RefSeq and is a predicted model, not a curated record. Lineage: Eukaryota; Viridiplantae; Streptophyta; Magnoliopsida; Fabales; Fabaceae.
CAUUGCAUUACCCAAGAGUAAUACACAGCCACCAUCCCCUUCAAGCUCUUCGCCGACCUCUUCUCCUCGGGUAGAGGGAGUUGUCGCCGCCGGUGGGGACAGGACGUGAGUGUCGUCGUCGCCUGUGGAAGGUCUGUUCGGCCCUAAUCUCAUCAUUCAUCUUCUCCUCGCCGUCUUUGCGUUGAGCUCGUGGCGCCGCCGUCGCAAAGGGUUCGUCUUCUCCUUUUCUCCUCUCAGGGUUCCUCUCCUCUUCGAUCUCUCUCUGUCCGAGCUCAUUGUCCCUCUUCGAGCUCUCCUUCAACCGUGUCGUCUUCUCCUAAAACCGUGUCGUCUUCUUCUUCUGCCUUUGGUCUUCUUCUUUCUCGUUCGCCGUCGUCAUCCUUUGGUUUCAUCGUCUCCGUCUCGCCGACUUGCCGUCACAGGUGUGGGCUUUCCAUUCGCCUCUGCUCGUGCUUCUUGCCUCUGGGUCACAAGAUUUUGUUUUUCACUGGACCAGAACAAGCAGUAGCCCUUGUUUCUCUUCUUUCCAGAGAGUUCCAACGCAGUUCCAUUACGCCGGCGCCGCCUGUAGCAGCGUCCUCCAUCCGCCACUGCAACACCCCUGUCCCCUUUCUUUUUGUCCUGUUCUAGUUCUCUGCUUCCAGGGGAUAACGUGAAAAAUAUAUAAAACAUUGAGCAGAGUGUCAGUGACCUCAACUACCAGCCAUGGCAAUAAGCUUCCAUCCCCUCACUCUACCUUCAGCUAUACCGAAGAUAGAGCUAAGAGCCGCAAAUUCAUGGAGCCCUAGCCUGACAGUUAGCUCACAGAUGAUGUCCCAAAUGCGAAAGGAUAGUCGGGGACGACGGAUAUGGCGGCGAAGGAGAUUGACUAAAAAGGAUGAAUACUUGCCGUUCAAGAUGGAGCGGGUACCUUUCCUGGAGGAGCAAGUUCGGAUUAUAAAGGAGCAGGGAAAACUGUUGACAUUGGAUAUAUACAAGUUGUUGUUAUCAGAGGACAAUCAGUUUGAUUUUGUGAAUGAGAUAGCAGCUGAGGCAAAUGAAUAUGUUGAGAACAAUGUAGAUGAGUAUGGAGGUGAGAAGAAGGCCAUUCUUCAUGUUCUGAGCAACAGAAUGAACGAUAUGGGGUUUCCCCGACCAGAUGCAUAUGCCGAGUCUGAUCCCUUCAAGCCCGGGCCUGAUUAUUUGAAACAGGAGUUCACAUGAGUUCAAAUCAAAUGUUAUGCCGGUAUCUUAAAGUAGGGUUGAAAAAUCAAUUAUUUGCUUCACUUGCAUAGUUGAUGUCAGUCUAUGUUGGCUUUAGUUAUUUGUAUGUAUACAAUUAAAAGCUAUCUUGAAAAUAUAUUUAAAAAAGAAUGACUGUAUUUUGCAAUUACACCAUUGUACUA